AUGCAUCGAAAAGAAGAGUUCGAAAAGGCUUUAGCUAGGCUGGAGAAACUCCAAGAAGAAAUACGGCUUGCUGAAGAACGAAUUCGAAGACGCUAUCGUUACUUGAAACCAGAUGAGGCGAAAGUUCGUUUGAUUGAGAAACAGGAACCUGAAGAAGAAGGACCAUCUGCAAAACACAUCCGUGCCUUGGAAAAAGCGGAUGAGACAGCUCGCAAACGUGCGCUGGCUUCAGAGAAAGUGAAAGUGAGUAAAUCUAAGAAACAUGAACCUGGCGAAGAAGGAACAUCUGCAGUGAGUAAAUCUAAGAAACAUGAACCUGGCGAAGAAGGAACAUCUGCAGUGAGUAAAUCUAAGAAACAUGAACCUGGCGAAGAAGGAACAUCUGCAGUGAGUAAAUCUAAGAAACAUGAACCUGGCGAAGAAGGAACAUCUGCAGUGAGCAAAACUAAGAAACAUGAACCUGGCGAAGAAGGAACAUCUGCAGUGAGUAAAUCUAAGAAACAUGAACCUGACGAAGAAGGAUUAUCUGCAGUGAGUAAAUCUAAGAAACAUGAACCUGGCGAAGAAGGAACAUCUGCAGUGAGUAAAUCUAUGAAACAUGAACCUGGCGAAGAAGGAACAUCUGCAGUGAGUAAAUCUAAGAAACAUGAACCUGGCGAAGAAGGAACAUCUGCAGUGAGUAAAUCUAAGAAACAUGAACCUGACGAAGAAGGAACAUCUGCAGUGAGUAAAUCUAAGAAACAUGAACCUGACGAAGAAGGAUUAUCUGCAGGAUGUAUGUUUAACAAAAGGGAAUGCCUCCGGUCUUACACAGUGCGUAAAUCUAAGAAACAUGGACCUGACGAAAAAGGACCAUCUGCAGGAUGUAUGUUUAACAAAAGGGAAUGCCUCCGGUCUUACACAGGAUGUAUGUUUAACAAAAGGGAAUGCCUCCGGUCUUACACAGGAUGUAUGUUUAACAAAAGGGAAUGCCUCCGGUCUUACACAGUGAGUAAAUCUAAGAAACAUGGACCUGACGAAAAAGGACCAUCUGCAGGAUUGCGUAAAUCUAAGAAACAUGGACCUGACGAAAAAGGACCAUCUGCAGUGCGUAAAUCUAAGAAACAUGAACCUGACGAAGAAGGAUCAUCUGCAGUGCGUAAAUCUAAGAAACAUGGACCUGACGAAAAAGGACCAUCUGCAGUGCGUAAAUCUAAGAAACAUGAACCUGACGAAGAAGGAUCAUCUGCAGGAUGGGUGUUUAACAAAAGGGAAUGCCUUCGGUCUUACACAGUGCGUAAAUCUAAGAAACAUGGACCUGACGAAAAAGGACCAUCUGCAGGUAUUAUAAAUAUUUAA
Molecule: messenger RNA, 1338 nt
Organism: Argiope bruennichi
Lineage: Eukaryota; Metazoa; Arthropoda; Arachnida; Araneae; Araneidae
Product: retinitis pigmentosa 1-like 1 protein
Exons: 29
Coding region: 1-1338 (445 amino acids)
Source: RefSeq, a predicted model, not a curated record